GAACUGCAGCAAAUGGCAAGAACCAAGCAGACCGCUCGUAAAUCCACCGGUGGUAAAGCCCCGAGGAAGCAGCUCGCUACUAAAGCCGCCCGGAAGAGCGCCCCAGCCACCGGCGGGGUCAAGAAACCCCAUCGUUACAGGCCCGGGACCGUGGCUCUCCGAGAGAUCCGCCGCCAUCAGAAGUCCACCGAGCUGCUGAUCCGCAAACUGCCUUUCCAGCGUCUGGUGCGAGAGAUCGCUCAGGAUUUCAAGACGGACCUGCGCUUCCAGAGCUCCGCCGUCAUGGCCCUGCAGGAGUCCAGCGAGGCUUAUCUGGUCGGUCUGUUCGAGGACACCAACCUGAACAUAUUCAUCAUGUCUGGAAGAGGCAAAGGCGGUAAAGGACUUGGGAAAGGAGGCGCUAAGCGUCAUCGUAAAGUUCUGCGUGAUAACAUCCAGGGAAUCACCAAACCCGCCAUUCGUCGUCUCGCUCGCCGCGGCGGAGUUAAGCGCAUCUCCGGUCUGAUCUACGAGGAGACUCGCGGGGUGCUUAAGGUGUUCCUGGAGAACGUGAUCCGCGACGCCGUCACCUACACCGAGCACGCCAAGAGAAAGACCGUCACCGCCAUGGACGUUGUGUACGCGCUCAAACGACAGGGACGCACUUUGUACGGUUUCGGAGGUUAAACACCGUAAACAACAAACAAAACGGCUCUUUUAAGAGCCACCCACACUGUCA
This is a messenger RNA of Cyprinus carpio (common carp), 718 nucleotides long. RefSeq names its product histone H4. Lineage: Eukaryota; Metazoa; Chordata; Actinopteri; Cypriniformes; Cyprinidae. Gene Ontology annotation, molecular function: protein heterodimerization activity; structural constituent of chromatin; DNA binding. The record is from RefSeq and is a predicted model, not a curated record. Gene Ontology annotation, cellular component: nucleosome.